Messenger RNA from Sphaerodactylus townsendi, 2706 nucleotides. RefSeq lists its product as uncharacterized. Lineage: Eukaryota; Metazoa; Chordata; Lepidosauria; Squamata; Sphaerodactylidae. The transcript has 2 exons. The record is from RefSeq and is a predicted model, not a curated record. Bases 428 to 1567 code for a protein of 379 amino acids.
UCUCCUCUCUGCAAUGCCACAGGGGGAAACCCUUUUGUCCUCUGAAGAGGACAGUGAAGGCAGCCAAAGGUCCCAGGAGGGCUCUGGCAAAGCAGGCAGCCAUCAGAGGAGCGAGUUCUCAGCGUCCCCGGCUGGGGCAACGCGAACUCAGCGCCAUUCUAACGGCCAGGUGUCUUCGGGCCUAAAAGAAAAGGCGCGUAAAAUGGCAGACGGCUGCAAUGCCACGCUCUGCACAAGUCCAACGUACCUUGGUGUUCCCAGGUCCGGACUUCAACAUGCUCAAUAUGGAGCAAAAUGAGAAGGGAGGAGAGAUGGUGGAAGCUCCCGCUAUACAGGAGGAGAGUGGUAAGAUCUCCUUAGGAGAUUUAAAAUUUUUGCCUUUAUUAAAGGAGCCUUCCAAUAGGAGAAGGCAGUGGUGAGAGAGGAGAUGUUAACUCUUUAUAAAUCACAGAUGGAGCUCUGUCCCCCCAGUCCUUCUCUCAGCUCCAUUACCCCCAUUUCCAAGCAUUUCCAGACAGACAACACGACGGCCAAGUCUUACCUGAACAGACAAGUGGGGUCCAGGUCCGCAGAUUUACAGAAGGAAGCCCUUCUAGUCUUUCAGUGGACUGAGACUCAUGUGCUUUCCAUCAGAGCCGAACAUAUUCAGGGAAACUUGAACGUUCAGGCAGAUCGGUUGAGCAGACAGAGCAUCCAUCCAGGGGAGUGGCGACUGAAAGAGGAGUUUUUUCAAAUGAUACCCCGAACUCUGGGAACAUCAGUCUUGGAUCUCUUUGCCUCCAAUCUGAACAAACAACUUCCCAGAUUCAUGUCUCGAUUCCAUCACCCGGAGGUAGAGAAUAUGGAUGCCUUGUCCUCCAGCUGGCCUCACAGAAUUCUGUACGCCUUUUCCUCCUUUUCCCAUGAUUCCCAGACUACUUUGAAAGAUCAGGGAGGAGAGAGCAGAUGUCAUCUUGGUAGCCCCGUGGUGGCCCAGACGACCUUGGCUUACCAACAUCUUACAGCUGUUGGCACCCAAACCUCUGAGACUCCCAUCGCACAGAGAUCUCCUGCAACAGGGACCCAUUUUCCACCUGGAACCAGAGCGGCUCAACUUGACCGCCUGGAGGUUGAAAGGCGACAAUUAGAGUCUCAGGGGUAUCCCGAAGCUGUACUUAACACCAUACUGGCUUCCAGGAAACCUUCCACCAAAAGAAUUUACGAUUCAACCUGGAAGGUGUUUGUUAGGUGGUGUUGCAGGAAGAGAGUGACACCUACGGAACCUAAACUCCGGGACGUUUUAGGUUUUUUGCAGGACGGUAUAGAAUCAGGCCUUAGAGCUAAUACUCUACACAGACUAAUGGCAGCCCUUACAUCUGUAAUACCUAGACUGGAAGGAUACAUUCCCACUUCACAUCCACACAUAGUUAGAUUCCUUAGGGGCGCUGCCCUGAAAGAUAGACCAGUUAAUCAUCACUUCCCCAAAUGGAGGCUGCAUACGGGGUUACAUGCCCUGACCAGAAAACCAUUUGAAUCCAUAAUGGAAAUUUCUCUUAAGCAUCCUCAUGUGAAGACCAUUUUUUGGUAGCCAUCACUUCUGCCAGAAGGGUUUCGGAGCUAGCUGCCCUUUCGAUGAACCUCCAUUGUGUGUUUUUCAUAAGGACAAGGUGGUAUUGACCCUACCUUUAUUCCUAGGGUCAAUUCUACCUUCCAUAGGAAACAGGAAAUUUUUCUGCCCUCUUUUUUGUCCUAAUACCAAACACCCCAAGGAGGUGUACUGGCAUACAUUGGAUGUGAGGAGAACCUUAAAAGCCUUCUUAAUUAGAACGCAGGAAUUCAGGCGAUCAGAUUCCAUGUUCAUAUUCAUUUCCAAUCAUAACAGGGGUCAGAAGCUAUCAUCCCCUUCCAUCAGUAAGUGUUUGAGGGAAUGUAUUAGUGAGGCUUAUAGGGUACAAAGCUGUUGGUCCCAGUAGGGAUCAUGGCACGCUCUGUCUGCAAUGCUUCCGCUAAUGCGGCCUUUAACAAUAAUGUACCUGUGGCUGAAAUUUGCAGAGCUGUAACAUGGUCCUCCUUAUCCACCUUUGUCAGGCACCAUAGGCUGAACGUCUUCAGCGCUGCCGAUGCAGAUUAUGGACGCAGAGUCCUUCAACAUGUCAUUGGAGAGGAUUUCGACCCCACCCUUUAACCGAGUCUGUCACUGCUAGGGGAGUUCACCCAGAUGUCAACUUGCUCAAUGGAGAAAUAACAUUGGUCUUACCCGUGAAGGGGACUUCUCCAUUGAGCAAUUGAUGACAUCUGCCCUCCCAUUGGUCGUUAUCCUGCUCCAAGAUUAGUUAGAAUUUUUUCUCCUUUCUUAUAUAUAUAGUUAUAAGUAUAAACAAACAGUUUGUUGUUCUGGUUAACGGCCCAGGAGGUCCUCUUUGUGUUGGACAUAUUGCUGCAGGAGCCCCUUGUUUCCUUAGCGCCCAACACGACUUCCUUUUACUGGUUACUAUGGCUUUUUGCUCUUGUAUCGGGUGCGAGUUUGAACGUCGUAAUGUCAAGUUUUACAGAAUUUUUUUCAACUGGAUACUGCUUUAUGGAGAAGCCAGAACUGGAGCCCAGGAGAAGGGGCGGAGCCACAGCACAGAGAGGAGCCUGGGAAGUUUUUUCUUUAACCCCUGCCUUCCUGAAUGGUAGCUGACAAAUACCCAGAUGUCAUCAAUUGCUCAAUGGAGAAGUCCCCUU